AUGAAACUCGCCGUUUUUGUUAUCGCUGCUGCCAGCGCCAAACGAGUUGCUCGACAAGCUGAUGACGCCGUCGCAAACGAGACUGCCGAAUAUGACGAUUAUGGCGAGCGUAAACUCAAGGGAAACAAGGCGAACAAGAACAACUACGCCCCAGCUUCUGGCUCUUACGACCCUGCACCAGCAGCUACUUACCCAGCGGCGAAUAACUACCCAGCCAACAACUAUCCAGCAGGAAACAACUACCCAGCCAGUAACUACCCGACUCAAACUGGUUAUUCUGCCCCGGCUUACCCAACUUCUCCUCUCAAAUGCUGGCAUUGCGACGCCAUGAGCUUCGAAGAAUGCGAAGCCAAGGGAAUGGAGAAGACUUGUCACCCCAACGAAGGAUCUUGUUUUUUGGAAAUCAGAGAACGACGACAGAACGGCCACGCUGGCCCAUUCAUGCAGAUUUGCAUGGGCUGCAAGAGCAAGGACGCCUGCGAUAACAUGCAGAACCAGAACUUCCAGAACCAAAAUCCCGCUUACACCCAAUGCCGCCCAGAGAACUACUACGGCGAAUCCGUUUGCCGACAGUGCUGUGCUUCUGACAACUGCACAAAAGAACCAAGCUGGUGGUACCCUGCCGACCGAAGCGAAUGGGCUUACAAAGGAGAAGAAUCUGGAUAUUAA
Oikopleura dioica is the source of this 669-nucleotide messenger RNA. Lineage: Eukaryota; Metazoa; Chordata; Appendicularia; Copelata; Oikopleuridae. The record is from the annotation of a GenBank genome assembly.